AUGAUCUCACAGGGCAAGUUCUACGAGCUGUACGAGGUGGACGCUGAGGUGGGCCACAAGGAGCUCGACUGGAAGCUCACUGUCAGCGGCGUCGGCAAGUGCCGCCAGGUGGGAGUGCCUGAGAGUGGCAUAGAGGACGCAGUUCAGAAGCUAGUAGCCAGAGGCUACAAGGUGGGGCGCAUGGAGCAGCUGGAGAGCAGCGAGGAGGCCAAGGCAAAGAGAGGGCCAGGGGCGAUGGUGCAGCGGCAACUUAUGCAAAUUCUCUCCCCAGCCACCCUCACAGAGGGGUCACUCAGACCAGAGGCCGUGCACCUCCUGGCAAUUAAAGAGGUCACCACAGAACCUGCGUCCAGCAACAGCGCCGCCAGCAUUGACAACAUCAUCAGCAGCAGCAGCAGCCCUAACGGGACGCCUAACGGCACUCCGACCAGUGUUGCUUCUGGGUCUAUCCUCGUUGGCUUUGCGUUUGCUGACGUGGCAGGCGGGAAUGUCUACGUGGGUGCCAUGCGGGAUGACUCCUCCCGCUCCGCCCUCUCAGCGCUCCUCGUCCAGGUGGCCCCUCAAGAGCUGCUGUUUGAACUGGACGGUCUCUCCACCGACACGAGGAAGCUUCUGCGAAGGAGCUCAGGCCCAGGAAUCCUCCCGAUGCAGCUGACAGCCCUGGCGCCAGGUUCGGAGUUUCCCGAGCCUAAAGCAGCGGUGGCUCGGCUAAAAUCAUCUGGUUUCGGAACUGUGCAAGAGUCCCCACAGAGAGAGCCAUGCCACGAGAGGGGGGCGGAUUCUCUAGUGCGGUUGCUGGUGGGAGGGGGAGAGGAGGAGGCGGAGGUAGCAGCAGCAGCGCUUGUGGCGCUAGGCAGCCAUCUGGAGCGAUUGAAGGUGGGAAAUCCUCGCCUUUCUCUCCUUUUCUCUCCAAGUUUCCUCCUUUUCUCCCGUCCCCCCCUUCUCCUCCCUUCCUCUCCAACUCCCCCUCGUUCCCCGCUUUCCGACUCAAAACCCGUCCGCUCCCCCGACUCCCUCCAUUUCCCCCUCCCCCUCCGCCCCUCGACCACCAACCAACGUGUGCAUGUGUCAGUGGAUCCCUGCAGCGCCCCCCUCUCCCCCCCUGCGCAACUGCAGCACCCCCUCUCUCCCGCUGCAGCGCCUCCCUCUCUCUCCCGCUGCAGCGCCCCCCUCUCUCUCCCGCUGCAGCGCCCCUCUCUCUCCCGCUGCAGCGCCCCUCUCUCUCCCGCUGCAGCGCCCCUCUCUCUCCCGCUGCAGCGCCCCUCUCUCUCCCGCUGCAGCGCCCCCCUCUCUCUCCCACUGCAGCGCCCCUCUCUCUCCCGCUGCAGCGCCCCCCUCUCUCUCCCGCUGCAGCGCCCCUCUCUCUCCCGCUGCAGCGCCCCUCUCUCUCCCGCUGCAGCGCCCCUCUCUCUCCCGCUGCAGCGCCCCUCUCUCUCCCGCUGCAGCGCCCCCCUCUCUCUCCCGCUGCAGCGCCCCUCUCUCUCCCGCUGCAGCGCCCCUCUCUCUCCCGCUGCAGCGCCCCCCUCUCUCCCGCUGCAGCGCCCCCCUCUCUCCCGCUGCAGCGCCCCCCUCUCUCCCGCUGCUGCGCCCCCCUCUCCCCCUGCGCAACUUACCCCUUCGCUCUUCCUUUUCAUCCUGCAAACACCCCUUCGCCACUUCUCCCCACCGGUUCCCCUCCUCCCCCUUCCCGUCUCCCCAAUCCAUCUCUGUGUGCAACACCAUUGGAGUCCUACAGUGUCCCCCUCGCUUUUUGAGGCGCCUAAAAAACCAAUCAUUGAGGCGCCUCAAAAACCAAUCUUUGAGGAGGCGCCUCAAAAACCAAUCGAUCUCUGUGUGCAACACCAUUGGAGUCCUACAGCGUCCCCCUCGCUCGCUUGGAGCCCGUCAGUGCUCGCCUCACUCGCUCUGCGCCCCUUACUCCCUUUUCCCCUCUCUUCCCUCCUGCCACAUCCCCCUCCCCCACCAGUGGAGCCCGUCAGUGCUCGCCUCACUCGCCCUGCGCCCCUUACCCUCCUUCCCCUCUUUUCCCUCCUGCUACCCUCACCUCCCCCACCCAACCCGCCCCCACCAGUGGAGCCCGUCAGUGCUCGCCUCACUCGCCCUGCGCCCCUACUCCGUCUUCUCGGCUUCGCUGCGUCUGGACGUAUUCUCACUCACCCUCCUCUACCCCCCCUCAUCCCCUCCUCCCUUCCUCCCCUCCUCCCCUCCUCCCUUCCUCCCCUCCUCUCCUGCUCUCCUCCCCUCCUGCCCGCCUGCCCUCCCUCACUCGCCCUCUUCACCAUUCCCGAACGCACAGGCACUCUUCUGGGCUUUCUGGAUACGUGUGCCACGUCAGCAGGCAAGCGGCUUCUCCGCCGUUGGAUCUGCCACCCACUGCGCUCCAUCAGCGAGAUCGAGCGUCGACUGGACGCCGUCGAUGAGCUGGCAGGCUCGUCCCUCGCCACGUCAGCGCUCUCAUCUGCCACGUCAGCAGCUCAUGCGAGGGGAGAAAUCCGGGCAGCGAUGAGGCGGCUGCCGGAUCUGGAGCGCCUGAUUGGUCGAGUGAGAGCGAUGGGGGCGCAGGCUAAGGGAGGGGGAGGAGCAGGGGGUGUGGGAGAAGUUGGAGGUAGGGGAGAGGAAGGGAAUUGGAGAAGCGUCAGAGGAGGCCGAGAAGGCAGAGGAGGGGAGGAUGGGCGAGGAGGGGUGGGGGGAGGGGAGGUGGAGUGGGGGGGGUUAAGGUCUGCUUUAGAGGCGCUACCUGGACCAAUGGCAGAGCAGCUACUGAGGAAGCAGGUCGCCCUAUUCUGCUCUGCAGUGCGAGGGGUGCGUGCAGCCCUGCUCUUCCUCGAUUCCCUCCGCAACGGAUCUCUCACAGGGGAGCCUGUCACCUUCCGUUCUGCCAUCCUACGUGGCAUCAUGCGAUUGGCUCCUGCUGCUGCCUCUGCUGGCGGCGGAGAGGGUGGUUGGGAAGAGGAAGACGAGGCGGAGGAGGAGGAGGAGGAUGAGGGAGAAGGAGGAGGAGAAGGGGCAGGGGUGAGGAACCGCCAUGUGAGUAACGGUUACAGCAAACAUGGUUGGGGAGACGAGAGGGGCCGGUCUAACACGGUGCAUCCCUCUCAUGCGACGGCAAGGACGAACGUUACGGAGGAGAUGAGCGGGCGGCGUGCGUUGGCAGUAUUGGAUGAGAUAGAGCAGUUCAUCGUGUGGCCGACUGCCACCCAGGGGAAGAGGGCUGGGACUGGGAACAGCAGGAACCAGAGCAAAAACAGCAGUAGCGGCACCGGUAGCAGCCAUCUGAGUGAGGCAGUGGCAGCAGAGGCGCGCCUGCUUUCUGCUCUUGUGGCGCGGCUCUCCUCGCUCCUCCCCUUCUGCUCGCUCCUCUCCGACUCCCUCGCCCGCUUUGAUGUCCUCCUCGCCUUUGCUGAUGCCGCACAGACCGCCGCUGCUGCUGGUGGGGGUGCUGGUGGUGGUAGUGCGGGGCCCAUGUGUCGCCCCACAUUUGUGGCUGGAGGGGGAGGAGCGGAAGGCGUGGGAGGAGUGGGAGGAGUGGGAGGAGGGGGAAGGGUAGGGAAGGGAAGCGGGUCAGGGGGAGGCAGCACGUUUCAUGCGAGGGGGUUGUGGCACCCGUUUGCUGUGGGCGCCAGUGGUGGUGUGGUGGUUCCCAACGACGUGCUUCUAGGGGGCGUGCCAGGCAGCUCCGUAUCAGGAAUAACAGCAGCAGCAGCAGCAGAAGGGGUGCAUGCGCGCACGAUGCUGCUGACAGGGCCCAACAUGGGCGGCAAGUCCACUCUGCUACGCGCUACCUGUGUCGCUGUCAUCAUGGCUCAGUGCGCAUCGCUUGCUAAUUCGGCUGGCGUGGGAGGAGGGCCUUUCUACAUGCCGCUGUUCCACUCGGUUCUCAAAUUCAAUCUUGUCAAAUCCACCGCCCUUUCCCCUACCGUCGUGACAUCAAGUGCAAUUGCUAGCACUCUCUAUGGACUAUGGGAGUCGAGACCUGAAGUUCCGUCCAUGCCACUGGUUGACUUGAGACUUGCACUGGCAUUGCUCCCGUCUCUCCUAUUUGGAGUUGGAAUUGGAGUUCUAAUCAGCCCGACUCUUCCUCACUGGAUUCAGCUACUCGGGUUACUGAUUUUGCUCAUUUUCGUUGUACAUAAGACGUAUGCACGAGCACGAAGGUCAUGGAAGAAAGAGUCAGAAAGAAGGAGGGUUGCACAUACUGCUGCUGCCGAAGGACUCCUGCCUGUCUCAUUCGUCAACCCAGACGAAUCGGGCCAGCAGCAAGUUACGUUUGACGUUCCCGAAACAUGUGAGGGAGUGGAUUUCCUGUCAGUGGCUGGAUGUGAGAUUUCGCAGUUCUUCAACCGCCACUGGAAGUGGAUGCAGCAUUAUCUGAAUGAAUCAGGAAAUCAGCUUCUCUCGCACAUCCACCACGUGGCAAUGCCAUUUCUCUACACCCUCGUUCUUUGGUCUCUUUUCAUGGCUCUUCAGUGGGGUCUUAGUCAAGCUAGCCGCUGUUCCUCGUCCUUUUUCCAGCUGUGGGGGUUGCAGCUGUUUGUCUGCAUCGCUGCUGCAGUUAGCACCAUUCAAGAUCUCUGUGAUCAUUGCAUGGCUGGGAUGGUGGGCAUCGGAGGAGCACUUAUUUUCAACCCAUAUCUCCUUAGUCUCGGCCUUCACCCACAGCGGUCGUGGGGCAAGUGGGUGUGCGAGAUCCGCGAGCCGCGCACGCGCGCGCGCGUGUGGCUAGGAUCGUACAGCACCGCGGAGGAGGCCGCGCGCGUCUACGACACCGCCGCGCUCAUGCUGCACGGCGCGAGCGGCGCGGAGCGCAGACUCAACUUCCCGGACGCUCUUCAAGCGGACGGGGGGAUCCGCCCCGUUAUAGUGUCGCGCACUAUAGCGGAAGGUCUGCUCCGCGUCGUCAAUGCUCUGACUCUUUCGCAGCAGUCGCAGCAGUCGCCAUCCCAACAAGAAGAUUCGAGUAAUCCAUCUUGCGCUUGUGACAUGAUUGUCGAUGCCUCCACCUCUGCUGCGACGGGCAGUGCCCGCCGCUCCACUGGUGCUACCGCAUCUGUCCCCACGGUUCACGCUAGCCCCACCUUUACCGGCGAGUGGGUGCGCCUCGAGGUUACCGGCUCCAACGUCGUCUUCUCCGAUUGCGCGAGCCCGGGUAUCACCACCACCGCGAUUCCCGCCGCCGGUCGCGGCGGCGUCUUUCCAGACGCGUCGUCCGUCAAAUCCCCGACGGCGAACGGCCAGAUCUCGCCGAAACGCGGCGUCGCCGCUCGGAAUGCCGUCACCGCCGCCGAUUCAAACGCCGCCGCUUGCGCGUCUGGCGUUACGUCAGCAGCCGCGUCGCAAGUUGCGCCCGAGAUGGAUUUCGUCAGCAGCCGCGUCGCGGCGCCUGCAGAUUCCUUCUCCGCUGCCCUGUCGCUCUUCUCCGACGCGCCUCCCACCUUUUCCGCCGGUCCCCCCAUAAUCGUCCCCUCCCGCCGUUCCUCCGCCCUGUCUCUCCCCGGAAGCCCUAUGAGCGGUAUGGGGUACAGCCCCGCGCGCGUCCGCUCCCCCUCCCGCUCGCCGCUGCACUCCCCGCGGUUCCCCCCAGGCCCGUCGUUUGGCGGCUCCCGGGCGUUCCCCGCAACCACCGCCCCUUCCUCCCCACGUGCGAUUAGCGCCUCAGCUUUUUCCGUAAUGUCCGCGUUCGCGGAUUCCGCCGCUCCCGUCGCUUCCGCCGCUUACGCCGGCGGGGCGGAGCUUUCGCGCGCGCUGCUCGCGCACCCCACCUUCGCGCACCUCUGCGCGCCUUCCGCACAGCUCACCACCGAUACCCUCACUGCUGAUCAUAUCCCAGCUUCCACUGCAGAUCAAAUGGCCACUGCUAAUCCCGCCAUAGACUUUCCUCCCCUUACUACCGCAGCUGCUCCCAACUCUGCUCCACCCGCCGCUACUCUUGCUGCUCCCCCCAGUGCUCCCAGCAGCAGUUGUGCAGUUCAAAAUCUAGACAGCAAUUUCACGAGCUACACCUCUUUCGCUCCGUUUCUCACUGAUCUGGGACAGGAGGACAGCGAUAUUGUCAACAGCAGAUCUAGUAACGCGGAUAGCAGCAGCAUGGACACGUCAUCCCCUACUGCUAAAGCGGGGCCCUUACAGCAGCCCCCAAGCGUCUCCCCCCAGGCUCCCCUAAACCUGCCCAGUUUCUCCUCUCAGCCGCUCCUGAACCUGCCAAGCUUUUCCAAGACGGCACCGGACCAAACGGGUUCCUUGCCUCGACUGCCGAGCCUGCCAGGGGAGUUCCCGUCGCUGCCGAGCCUGCCGGCAGAGUUCCCAUCGCUGCCGAGUUUAGACUGGAAGGAGAUUGAGGAGUGCCUGGGGAAUCCAGAGGGUUCAGUGCUCACUAGCUGA
Closterium sp. Naga37s-1 is the source of this 6378-nucleotide messenger RNA. The record is from the annotation of a GenBank genome assembly. Lineage: Eukaryota; Viridiplantae; Streptophyta; Zygnematophyceae; Desmidiales; Closteriaceae.